Gymnodraco acuticeps is the source of this 2391-nucleotide messenger RNA. RefSeq names its product mediator complex subunit 17 (gene med17). Lineage: Eukaryota; Metazoa; Chordata; Actinopteri; Perciformes; Bathydraconidae. The coding region runs from base 283 to 2214 and encodes 643 amino acids. Gene Ontology annotation, cellular component: mediator complex; core mediator complex. Gene Ontology annotation, biological process: regulation of transcription by RNA polymerase II. The record is from RefSeq and is a predicted model, not a curated record. Gene Ontology annotation, molecular function: transcription coregulator activity. The transcript is spliced from 13 exons.
GGAGACAGCCAUAUAUACAGUCUAUGGUGGAGAGCGAAGAGUAAACCAUUCACUUCGCUGCUGGAAACAAUAUUCCACUCUAGUGAAACACCUUUAUGUACUUCAGUGCAUACUAGAGGUAAGAAUUACACGAAUAGUGUUGUCGUUCUUUCACUUCUUUUGAGCUCUGGUUCUUCUAUUUAUCCAUUGAGAUUAGCAAGUGGCUAACGCUAGCAAGGUUUGCUAGCUAGAAGCAGCAAUACACAAUCAAAUGCUGUAGGAGAGUAAUAAUCGCCAGUCAUCAUGUCAGGUGGUCCAGCAGUGAGGGUCAGCAUCGAGUCUACCUGUGAGAAGCAGGUGCAGGAAGUGGCCCUCGAUGGAACAGAAACAUACGUCCCUCCUCUCUCCAUGUCCCAGAACCUGGCGAAGUUGGCACAAAGAAUAGACUUCAGCCAGGGAUCUGACUCGGAGGAGGAUGAGGUCGAAGGUGAACCCAGGGACAGCGAGUGGAACAAGCAGGAGACCGAGGAAGAGGAAGGCACAGUGAAGUUCCAGCCGUCUCUCUGGCCCUGGGACUCGGUGCGUAACAACCUGCGCAGCGCCCUGACGGAGAUGUGUGUGCUGCACGACGUGCUCAGCGUGGUGAAAGAGAAGAAGUACAUGGCUUUAGACCCAGUGUCUCAGGACCCAGCAGCUAACAAGACCCCCCAGGUGUUCCAGCUGAUCAGUAAAAAGAAGUUAUUGGGCACAGCAGCGCAGCUCCUCCUGAAGGGAGCAGAGAAGCUCAGCAAGUCAGUAGCAGAGAACCAGGAGAACAGGAGGCAGAGGGACUUCAACUCUGAGCUGCUGCGCCUCCGCUCCCAGUGGAAACUACGCAAAGUGGGAGACAAGAUCCUGGGAGACCUCAGCUACCGCAGCGCAGGUUCCCUUUUUCCUCACCAUGGCACGUUUGAGGUGAUCAAGAACACAGAUAUUGAUCUGGACAAAAAGACCCCGGAGGACUACUGCCCCCUAGAUGUGCAGAUCCCCAGUGAUUUAGAGGGAUCUGCUUAUAUCAAGGUGUCCAUCCAGAAACAGUCUCCAGAUAUCGGUGACCUGGGGACGGUCAGCCUGUUCAGGAGACUUCCAAAGACCAAAGCAGGCACCCAGCAGUGGCACGUGAAGCUCGAGGCGGCUCAGAAUGUUCUGCUGUGUAAGGAGAUCUUCGCCCAGCUGUCCAGAGAAGCCGUCCAGAUUAAAUCCCAGAUCCCUCACAUCGUUGUGAAGAACCAGAUCAUCUCACAGCCCUUCCCAGGACUGCAGCUGUCCAUCUCACUCUGCCACUCCACGGGAGAGAAGAAGAACCAUCGAGCGUCUCCAGAGAAACCCAAACCAGACGACCACCUUUACGUACUGGAACACAAUCUGCAUCAGAUGAUGAGAGAGUUCCACAAGCAGCAGCUGAGCUCUGUGGUGAUGCCUCAUCCUGCUAGCGCCCCCUUUGGCCACAAACGCAUGCGCCUCGCGGGGCCCAUGGCCUACGACAAAGCUGAGAUCUCCAACCUGCAGCAGAACGAGGGCCUUCUGGAGAAGAUCAUCAAACAGGCCAAACACAUCUUCCUACGUAGCAGGACGGCACGGACUAUUGACAGCCUGGCCAGCCGCAUAGAAGACCCUCAGAUCCAGGCUCACUGGUCCAACAUCAACGAUGUGUACGAGUCCAGUGUCAAGGUGCUCAUCACCUCUCAGGGCUACGAGCAGAUCUGCAAGUCCAUCCAGCUGCAGCUGAACAUUGGUGUGGAGCAGAUCAGGGUGGUGCACAGAGACGGACGGGUGGUGACUCUGUCGCACCAGGAGCAGGAGCUGCAGGACUUCCUGCUCUCACAGAUGUCUCAGCAUCAGGUGCAUGCAGUGCAGCAGCUGGCCAAAGUGAUGGGCUGGCAGGUCCUCAGCUUCAGUAACCACGUGGGCCUGGGCCCGGUGGAGAGCAUCGGGAACGCCUCGGCUGUCACCGUCGCCUCUCCCAACGGAGAGUACGCCAUCUCAGUGCGUAAUGGCCCAGAGAGCGGGUGCAAAGUUUUGGUCCAGUUCCCCCGCAGCCAGACUAAAGAGCUGCCCAAGAGCGACGUCAUCCAGGACCCCAAGUGGAGCCACCUCCGAGGGCCCAGCAAGGAGGUCCACUGGAGCAAGAUGGAGGGCCGCAACUUUGUGUACAAGAUGGAGCUCCUCAUGGCGGCACUGACCCCCUGCCCCUAGAUACUGUCACACUCUUCAUAGACUUGUACACUCCCUUACACUUUUUGUUUACCCAAUCCUUGGACUUUCAAUACUGCCAUCGUUUCCUUUUCACCUAGUGUCUGCUGCCCUCUCGGUUUUAGUUAACGUGAGGUGUGUGCCUCACACUAUUUCAUACAAAAUAAAAGGUUAAGUCUG